Molecule: messenger RNA, 540 nt
Organism: Xyrichtys novacula (pearly razorfish)
Lineage: Eukaryota; Metazoa; Chordata; Actinopteri; Labriformes; Labridae
Source: the annotation of a GenBank genome assembly
AUGCAGGAGGACAUAGGACAGGUCCAUGCUAACACUCUGGACCUGCUGGCCCAAAGGGAGGAGGAGGUGAAGAAGCUCAGAGAAGAGCUGAAGAAGAAAGAUGACCUCCUCAUCAAAGUGGCAAAGAAGGAGCAGGACGGAGUGAGGGACCAUGAGACAGAACUGGACCUGCUGGCCCAAAAAGUGGCCAAGGUAAAUAAACUUCAAGAGCAGCUGAAAGGCAAGGGAAACCUCCUUGAAACAGCUAAUAAAAAGGAAAUUGAUAUUUCCCAGGUCUAUGAAGAUCAGCUGGCCCAGAAAAACUCAAAGAUCAUCAGGCUUCAAGAGGAGCUCAAGUUUAUGACCGAGCUCCAACACAGGGUCAUCAAACAACGACGAAUGAGAACCAAAGCCCACAUAGAGACCUUGGACCUGCUGAACCAGAAGGAUCUGGAACUAAAAAGAACAGAGGACCACUGGAGGAGCAAGUAUGAGGAUCUGCAGAAACGUCUUUGUAACAAGACCAACGAUCUGCAGGUACUUCAGAGUUCAGAUAUAUGA